This is a messenger RNA of Lycium barbarum (goji berry), 765 nucleotides long. RefSeq lists its product as uncharacterized. Lineage: Eukaryota; Viridiplantae; Streptophyta; Magnoliopsida; Solanales; Solanaceae. The transcript has 3 exons. The record is from RefSeq and is a predicted model, not a curated record. Bases 1 to 765 code for a protein of 254 amino acids.
AUGGUGAGAAAGAGUGAUAUAGCUCAACAAUUAACAGAAGUAGAAAGGCAAGCUGAUAUUUCUCUAAAAUCAAGCAUGGAGGGUAAUAGAAAAUCCAAGAAGAAUGAUUUUGCAUAUACUGUACAACCCACCAGGAGGUGGGAUUUAAAGGUAGUUCAUUUACAUGAUGGAAUGGCAGGGCAGGUGAAGAUUAAGACAAUUUGGUUAGGAGGAAAAAGCCACAGUUUUAGCUUACCGGACAAUGUUCUAACAAUGGCACUUUGUACAUUACCUUCCAUGGAGGAAACAAAAGCAGUUGUUUUUGCUUUAUCUGUUGAUAGUGCUUAUGGUCCAGAUGGAUUAUCAGGAGUGUUUUAUCAAAGCUGUUGGGAGAUAGUUGGCACAGAUGUACAUGAUCUAGUGAAGGAUUUUUUCGAAGGUAAUAGUUUACCAAAGUCUAUCACUUAUAAAAACAUGGUUUUUUUACCUAAGAAGGCAAUAAUCAACACAUUCUCAUACAUGAGACCCAUAAGUCUCAGGAACUUCAUCAAUAAAUUAGUGUCUAGGGUAGUUAAUGAUAGACUUGAAGGAGUAUUAUCAUCUUUGAUAUUUCAAAAUGAAUCUGGUUUUGUGAAAGUGAGAAAUAUUAUUAAGAAUUUGUUGUUGACUCAUGAGAUAGUUACUGAUAUUAGAAAGAGGGAAAAACCAGCUAAUGUGGAUAUCAAAUUGGACAUGGAAAAGUGUAACGACUCGCUUGGUCGGUAUAGUCUUUUCGGUGCUCUUUGA